AUUGGGUUUACACUGUUAAUUGGCUUUAUCAUACAUUAUUUAUCACAAUAUAUUUGGGCGAUUAAGAAAUAUCCCCCUGGUCCUAAACCACUGCCAAUACUUGGAAAUAUACUAUUAUUUCGUAAUUACAAAAAACACUGGAAUCAUAAACUUAUCAUAUGGGUAGGUCCAUGGCCAUGUGUUAUAGUAUGUGAUCUGGAUAUUGCUAAGGAGGCAUUUAGCAAGGUUGAAUUUUCCGGUAGACCUCCGUCUGAAUUAGGUGAUAUUUUUACUAAUGAUAAGCACUCGGAGAUAGCAUUUGCGGACUACGGCAAGACAUGGGAGGCCCUACGAAAGGUUGGCCACAGCGCCAUUAGAAAAUUUUCAAAAACUUCAGAAAUGUCACAAUUGGUCAACGAUAAUGUUAGCGAGAUGUUGGACUUAAUAAAGGACAGGGAGGGCAUUGAUAAGCCAUUCCAUGCCGAACCCUAUUUAUAUAACCUGGUUUCAAAUAUACACUUGGCGGCUAUGUAUAGCAACAAGGUAAAACUAAGCGAGGCCGAGAUGGAAAAGUUUAAAUUCGUGUCGUACGCCUUUUCAUCUGACCUUGGUGACCGCAUAUUUAGGUACGAAUUUGUGCCAUACAUGAAGUACUUUAUGGCCAACCCUUUCGACACGUACCGCAAGUAUUUCGCUGAACUCCACGAGUUUUCCGCAAAUCAUUUCCAACGACACACCGAAACCUACGACAAGGAAAACAGACGUAAUUUCUGUGACCUACUGAUCGGCGCCAAACACGAGGCCGAGGCUAAUGAAAAGGUCUCGGCUCAGCACCUGACCGAUAUUAAUAUGGCCACCACCUUGCUAGAUAUAUUUCUAACUAGCGUUGAUGUGACCCACAUGCUUUUAUGGAUAAUUCUUUUGGUGGCCUAUUACCCUGAUGUUCAACAAAAGAUACGUGAUGAAAUCCGCAAUGAGCUAGGUGAUAAACCCGUAACCGGCGAUGACAGACACAAAUUGCAUUACACUAUGGCCUAUGUCUACGAGGUAUUUAGAUAUAGAAACUCAGCUCCGAUUGGUUUCUUUCAUAAAACAUUAAAGGACUGUAAAUUAGAUACCUGUGUAGUGGUGCACCAGUACUCUAUACUAAUGGAUAAUAAUUACUGGGAUAAGCCUGAUGAGUUUACUCCUGGUCGAUUUUUGGAUGACCAGGGUAAAUUGAUUGCCGUAAAACCCGCAGCUUUUAUACCAUUUGGUUACGGCCGUCGUGUGUGUAUUGGCGAGCAAAUGGCAUAUAAUAAUUUGUUUGUGACCCUGGUCAGAUUAUUGCAACUGACCAGUCAUUAUACAAUUGAGGUGGAUAAUAAAACAGCAAGCACCAUUGAAGUUAAUCCGAUAAAUGUGUGGAUCCAGUCACCCCCUAUAGCU
This is a messenger RNA of Oppiella nova, 1407 nucleotides long. The record is from the annotation of a GenBank genome assembly. Lineage: Eukaryota; Metazoa; Arthropoda; Arachnida; Sarcoptiformes; Oppiidae.